Octopus sinensis (East Asian common octopus) is the source of this 657-nucleotide messenger RNA. Its product is annotated as RE1-silencing transcription factor A-like. NCBI's taxonomy places the organism in Eukaryota, Metazoa, Mollusca, Cephalopoda, Octopoda, Octopodidae. The record is from RefSeq and is a predicted model, not a curated record. The coding region runs from base 1 to 657 and encodes 218 amino acids. The transcript has 2 exons.
AUGAGCAUCAUCCCCAGAAAUGUGGAGAAAGUUCAUCAGCUUGUGGAUGAGGAUCGUCAGAGAACAAUCAACGACAUUGCUGAUGUUGAUGGUCUGUUCUGGCCAUAUCCAGCCAAUAUCCAACCAAUAUCCAGCCAAUAUCCAGCCAAUAUCCAACCAAUAUCCAGCCAAUAUCCAGCCAAUAUCCAACCAAUAUCCAGCCAAUAUCCAGCCAAUAUCCAACCAAUAUCCAGCCAAUAUCCAACCAAUAUCCAGCCAAUAUCCAGCCAAUAUCCAACCAAUAUCCAGCCAAUAUCCAGCCAAUAUCCAACCAAUAUCCAGCCAAUAUCCAGCCAAUAUCCAACCAAUAUCCAGCCAAUAUCCAGCCAAUAUCCAGCCAGUAUCCAGCCAAUAUCCAACCAAUAUCCAGCCAAUAUCCAACCAAUAUCCAACCAAUAUCCAGCCAAUAUCCAACCAAUAUCCAGCCAAUAUCCAACCAAUAUCCAGCCAGUAUCCAGCCAAUAUCCAGCCAAUAUCCAGCCAGUAUCCAGCCAAUAUCCAACCAAUAUCCAGCCAAUAUCCAACCAAUAUCCAGCCAAUAUCCAGCCAAUAUCCAGCCAAUAUCCAGCCAGUAUCCAACCAAUAUCCAAUCAAAAUAUUCUACCUGUUUUAGGUUAA